UUUGGCCGCUCAUGACUCUCUUACUAAUUGUUUGAGAAUGAGUUUGGGAAUACGGGAUGAACCCGCCCUAUUCCAGGUUGGGGAGAAAUUAGUUGAACGUUUCAGAGAAGUCACAGAAGGACCACUAAAAAGUUUGACGUAUGGAGUUGUGGGCUUUAUCGGAAUGAAACUCUAGCGGGAAUUAGUCUACAAUAAACUUUAUUUAGAUUAUCCGGAAUAAAAUAUGGAAUCGAUGCCACGACGCAAUGAAUAUUUGGUUAUCGAAGCACCACUUUUUUAAUGACCAUAUCUGUCAAAAAGCUAUAGAAAAUAUCCAUAUGCUACAAAUUAUCUGCGUUGGAGUUGUAAACUGUCUGACAGCUCCCAAUAAAGUGUGAUAACAACAGUGCCAGAUGUCAGUAGAUCCUCUGUCUGCAGUCUGCUGUGUUGUGGCGCCCUCUGCUGGGUGAAGGGGGAAGGCCAGGGCAAGGCAGGAUGGAGAAUGUGUUUGAGGAGGGGAUGAACCCUGUGAUCGUGGCCCACUACAACCACUCUGGGAAGUGGGGUCGGCCGAGGAGCAGUGGGGUCUGUAAGACUGCUGUCCUCCUCCUCAUCUGUAUCCUAAUCGUGCUGGAGAACGUUACAGUGCUGCUGGCGUUAUGGAGGAACAAACGCUUCCACAGCCGCAUGUACUUCCUCAUCGGUAACCUGGCCCUAUCUGACAUGCUAGCCGGGGUGGCCUAUGUGGUCAACAUUUUCACCUCUGGCGGCAAGACCUUUUUUCUGACACCGGCCCAGUGGCUGGCAAGAGAGGGCAGUAUGUUCGUGGCCCUCAGUGCCUCCACCUUCAGCCUGCUGGCCAUUGGCAUCGAGAGACAUAUGACCAUGGUGCGGCUGCGUCCGUGCGAGGCAGCGGGACGGGGGAGGUUACUGGGCCUGCUGGGGGCAUGCUGGGCCGUGUCAGUGCUGCUCAGCGCCCUGCCCUCCCUUGGCUGGAACUGCCUGGAACACCUGGCCUCCUGCUCUACCGUGCUGCCCCUCUAUGACAAGAGCUACGUGGCCUUCUGCAUCAGCGUCUUCAGCGCCCUGCUGGUGGCCAUCAUCAUCCUCUAUAUCCGCAUCUACCGCCUGGUGACGUCCAGCGGGCGGAGGGUGAGCAGCAGGCCCUCGGAGCACUCACUGGCCCUGCUGAGGACGGUGGUAAUAGUUCUGGGGGUGUUUGUGAUGUGCUGGGCCCCACUGUUCCUGCUGCUGCUGCUGGAUGUGGGCUGUAGCCCUGAGCGCUGCCCAGUGCUCUACCAUGUAGACUGGUUCAUCGCCUUGGCCGUGCUCAAUUCAGCCGUCAACCCCCUCAUCUACACAUUGUCCAGCAUGGAGAUGAGAGCAGCCUUCUUCAGGCUGCUGUGCUGCUGUCAGCCUCACCUGGAGGCCCCAGCCUCUAUGGCAGGCAACCCCCACCUGGGGACAGUCAUCCCCACGGCCGAGAACAGCAGGUCCAGUGUGGCUGGAGGAGGGAGUAGGAUAACGGGGGCUGCCAAGUCUCUGACCCGGGGGAAGGUGACCACGCCCCUGAACUCUAAUACAGGGCCGGCCGACCUGGUGUCAGUGGUGCUGGUCAAGGCUAGUGCACUGCCGUCCCUCAGCAAAUUCUGACUUGACAGCUAAUUCACUGUAGACUGGUCCUAGAUCUGUAUGCGCUCUAGUAGUCUAGCCAACUCCUCUGACUAUCGUUAUCAUGCGAUGUCUGUCAUAGUUGGCUAAAGCACAUGCAGAUCUUGGACCAGGCUAGAUUCACACUGCAUGGGUAACUGGCAAUGCUGUGAGUGGGCAUGGUACAGGCAUGGACACUGGGGCUAUUUCAGUAUGUAUUGGUGAAAGUAUUGACUGAAGAGACCUUGGGUAGACACUCAGAUGAGGUUUGUACUGAUGAACUUGCUGUAAAGCAGGGGUUCCCACGUUUUUUUGGCCCCUGACCCCUUUUUGAAACUUUUUUAUUGGGUCUAUGACACUCUAUUACAAAUCAGUCUGACAGUAUUUCAAUCUGAAGUGCCUGAAGUGGCUCUGUCACUCAGAAAUGUAUUCCAGCUUCUGCCUGCCAGCUGUAACACUUGGUGUAGGCUAUCUGCCCCUCCCCUUUGUAGCAUAGGUUACUGUAGCCCACUGACGAUGUUACAAGAGUCAUUCAGAUAUUAGAGAGAUAUGUUUAUUGGAGAAGAAUGGAUUGACUUUUUUAAAUGUUAGUUAAGGAUACUAUAGUUAUCACAUUUCACAAUGGAUUUAUUAACUACAAAAAGGUAAGACGUGUUUUUAAUUCUAGUGCUGCUCUGCACACACAAGCUAGCUAGCUAACGCUUGCAAUGCUCCAUUAAUAAACCAACUCGGAAGUUGAAAGACAUUUGAAGUUCCUCCAUAGAACCCGCUCCUCCGUAUAGGUAUAAUUCUGGGGGCCUAAUUCAGAUAAUGCAUGUCAUAACAAGAUGCCCAGUGCUUCAAAGGAAGCUUCCUCCAUUCUCUCUCACCCUCAAAAUUGAUGUUGCAUCUUGUGUCCUACACUGUGUGUGUUUGUCUUUCAUUGAGAUUAAACCAUGCUGUUAAAAUGUGCUCUCAACAACUUUCCUAUACAGCUAAAAUUGCUUACGCGUUCCACAGCAAGCUGCUUUAUUUUCACUGAUUUGUUGAAGUAAUUUAAUGUCGAGCUAAAUGUAAAAAAUAUAUACACUACAAAAUAUGUGGACAGCCCUUCAAAUUGGUGGAUUUGGCUAUUUCAGCUACGCCCUUGCUGGCCAGUGUAGAAAAUCGAGCACACAGCUAAGCAAUCUCUGUAGACAGACAUUUUCAGUAGAAUGGCCCAUACUGAAGAGCUAAGUGACUUUCAAUAUGGCAACGUCAUAAGAUACCAUCUUUCCAACAAGUCAGUUUGUCAAAUCUGGGUUUGGCAGAUGCAAGGAUAACGCUAGUGCCAACUGUAAAGAUUGGUGGAGGAAUAAUGGAAUAAUGGUCUGGGGCUGUUUUUCAUGGUUUUGGCUUGGCUCCUUGGAUCUAGUGAAGGGAAAUCUUAACGCUACACCAUACAAUGACAUUCUAGAUGAUUAUGUGCUUCCAACUUUGUGGCAACAGUUUGGGGAAGGCCCUUUCCUGUUUCAGUAUGACAAUGCCCUUGCGACUGAAUGGAAGCAAGUCCAGUAACAAUGUUCCAACAUCUAGUGGAAAGCCUUCCCAAAAGAGUAGAGGCUGUUAUAGUAGCAAAGGGGGGAGUAACUCCAUAUUAAUGCAAAUGGUUUUGGAAUGAGAUGUUUGGCGAGCAGGUGUUCACAUACUUUUGGCCGUGUAGUGUAUAUUUCAGACGUUUAAAAAAGAAUCGAAAGGAACUACAUAAACUGGUACUUUUGGGGGUUUGAAACUGUUCAGAACUUUCUUUUUCUGGUCGAAACAUUGGAACAGAACGAAAAAAAAAUUCAGCUUGGGGUCAGAACUAAAUGAUUGGAAAAUAAUUUUGGUUCCUAACCCGUGGUUUGAAGUGACUGAAAUAAAUCAGAAAGGUAUUGGAAAGUUCAGAAGAUCAUCAGGCAAUAAUGUUGAUGAUGUAUGAUCUGUGUAGAAAAUAACAUCAUUGUUGAGGAUGUUCUUUUCUCCCCCAAUCUAAUUUAGUGCCUGGCCUUGUCCACUCGGUUCUAACUGCUUAUGGGUAUAGUACAGGGAAGCAGUACAGUACGUACCUUUGUAUUCCUGUGAGUCUUAUCUUUCAUAUUUUGUAGGAAGAAAACAGAAACCUCUCUGUUUAUUACAUCCGCAUCUAGCGGCUACUGGAGGUUACUGAUAUAACCCCUGUUC
This is a messenger RNA of Oncorhynchus nerka (sockeye salmon), 3810 nucleotides long. Its product is annotated as sphingosine 1-phosphate receptor 3-like. The record is from RefSeq and is a predicted model, not a curated record. Lineage: Eukaryota; Metazoa; Chordata; Actinopteri; Salmoniformes; Salmonidae. Gene Ontology annotation, biological process: adenylate cyclase-activating G protein-coupled receptor signaling pathway; regulation of metabolic process. Gene Ontology annotation, molecular function: sphingosine-1-phosphate receptor activity. Gene Ontology annotation, cellular component: cytoplasm; plasma membrane.